Molecule: messenger RNA, 288 nt
Organism: Trichomonas vaginalis G3
Lineage: Eukaryota; Parabasalia; Trichomonadida; Trichomonadidae
Product: protein of unknown function, DUF4106 family
Exons: 1
Coding region: 1-288 (95 amino acids)
Source: RefSeq, a predicted model, not a curated record
AUGUGUCGAAUUCUUAAGAAGCUCAGACACUUUAACAUCUCAGUCGUAAUAUGUGUACAGACAGCAAAGAGUUUAAGUAAGGAUGUAAAGAGAAUACUUACUGACAUUAUACUUUUCCCUGGAUUGUCCGAAGACGAUUUCAUGGAACUUAUGAAAGAGUCCAUGGCAGGUAAGUUUGACAGACAUGAACUAUGGGAGAAGUACAAAGUCAUACAAGACCCUCAUACUUCUUUCAGAAUUCAUAUCUACGCAAACAAAGUUCAAAUUGUAAAAAGUCAGCAAAAAUAA